AUGGGAUCAACGUGCUCAACGCCAGAAUACAAAGAACAGAUUCGAAUCAAUUCGAUAAUUGAUAAACAACUACGAAAAGACGAGGAUAGCGAGAUUGGAAAUCAGAAAUUGUUGCUUCUCGGAACGGGAGAGUGUGGGAAAUCCACGAUUUUGAAGCAGAUAAACAUUCUUCACAGCAGCGGGUACACAAAAACUGAUCUGAAAAACGUGGCAGGUUCUGUAUAUAGUAAUAUUAUUCAAGGAAUGGCAACUCUUCUGAAAGCGAAAGACGCGUUUUUAUACGAUCUGAGUAGUGCAGAGCUGGAUGCCGACGCCCAGCACAUCCUAGCUCUGGCUGAAAGUAGUAAAGAUGCGAUGCCAUUUAUUCCACUCACAUUCAAUGCAAUCAAACGAUUAUGGCAUGAUCCGAUGGUACAAAAAACUUUCGAUCGGAGGGCGGAGUUUCAAAUGAUGGACACCUUGGUUUAUUUCAUGAAUGAAUUGGACCGAAUAAAUGACCCGGAUUAUAUUCCAACUGUAGAUGAUAUGUUGAGAAUUCGGAUACCAACGAUGGGUGUUGUUCAGCAAGUUAUUGAAAUAAAGGGAACAAAAUUCAGGAUAUACGACGUGGGCGGUCAGCGUUCGGAGCGUCGGAAGUGGAUACACCUAUUCGACAAUGUGAAUGCCACGAUUUUUAUUUCAGCAAUAAAUGAGUUCAAUCAGAAAUUAAAUGAAGACGGGACUUCGAACCGAAUGAAAGAAUCGAUCAAACUCUUCGAAACUAUUUGUAAUUCACGGUGGUUCGUCAACGCUGCGAUGAUUUUAUUUUUGAAUAAACGGGAUUUAUUUGAGCAAAAACUGAAAACGACUAAUAUUAAUGUUCUUUUUUCUACCUAUGCAGGCACAAACGACUAUGCGGAAUGCGUCGCCUAUAUCACAAUGAGAUUCGAGCGACUGAAUAAAUACGCGGAGCAGAAAAAGAUCUACACUCAUGUCACUUGUGCAACUGAUACUAAUCAAAUCCAAUUAGUCAUCGAUAGUGUGGUGGAUAUGGUGAUUGGAAGGAAUUUAAGAGGAACUGGCAUGGAAUAA
Messenger RNA from Caenorhabditis remanei, 1071 nucleotides. RefSeq lists its product as uncharacterized. The record is from RefSeq and is a predicted model, not a curated record. Gene Ontology annotation, molecular function: G protein-coupled receptor binding; guanyl nucleotide binding; G-protein beta/gamma-subunit complex binding. Gene Ontology annotation, biological process: adenylate cyclase-modulating G protein-coupled receptor signaling pathway. Bases 1 to 1071 code for a protein of 356 amino acids. Lineage: Eukaryota; Metazoa; Nematoda; Chromadorea; Rhabditida; Rhabditidae. Gene Ontology annotation, cellular component: heterotrimeric G-protein complex. The transcript is spliced from 7 exons.